Molecule: messenger RNA, 3462 nt
Organism: Adineta steineri
Lineage: Eukaryota; Metazoa; Rotifera; Eurotatoria; Adinetida; Adinetidae
Source: the annotation of a GenBank genome assembly
AUGUUCGCUUUACGUCUUUCAACUUUUCUUCGUCGUCCAUCAUUUUUUCAAAUUCACUCAGCUUGUCUAGCAACGAAUAAUUCUAUGCAACGAAUUCAUUCAUCACAACCAACACGUCUUGAUCUUGAUCAACUACUUGAAAGACUUGAUGGUGAAGCUCAUCGUCGUGGUCGACUUAAUCCUGGACUUGUACGUGGUGCUAUAAGAAAAGCUGCGUUAGAACUAAAUACAAUUAAUUCUACACAAGCACUUCUUCUUAUUCGUUGUACUGGUUCAUUACUUAUAACUGAAUUACCACAUCAAAGACAACAAGUACUUGAUCAUAUGAUGAGUAUAUUUAAACAAAAAAAUGUUACAUUUGAUGUAACACAUUAUAAUUCAUAUAUGCGUGUGUCACUUCAAAAUAAUUCAUUUUUUGAUCCAAUGAAAAUAUUAGAAACAAUGAAAAAAAUUCAUAUAUCACCAAAUUUAACAUCAUUUAGAUUAUUUAUUGAAUGUUAUGCAAGACAAGGUCAAUCCGAUGAUAUACAAAAAAUUUUAAAUGAAAUGAAAUUAGCUAAUUAUAAUAUAGAACCAUUAAUAUUAACACAUUUAUUAAAUUCCUAUGCAAGAAAAGGAGAUAUAGAACGUGUAGAAAAUUUAUAUAAACUCUUCAAUGAAUUAGAAUUAAAACCAAUAUCAGAAACUUAUGAACAAUUUAUUAUAGGCUAUUUAAAACAAAAACAAAUUAAUCAAGCAAAAAAAUAUUUUGUUGAAAAUGUAUCUAAAAUGGAUAAUGAAUCAUUAUUUCGUUUAAUUGUUAUUUGUGCUGAAUGUAAACAAAAAGAUUUAUUUGAACUUGUUAUUAAUUCAAUUGAUAAAAAUAGUUUAGCUGAUAUUUGUAUUCAAUAUAUUCUCUGUGCAACUGAAUUAUUAAAUGGUAAUCUAGAUGAUUAUGCUUUUCUCCUAGUUGAAUCAUUUCCAAAACGUGAUGAAACUCUUCGUUUUGAUGUUAUUAAUUUAACUCUAUUAAAUCUGUUAAAACUUCGUCUACCAUCACAUCAUUUUCGUCCAUUUUCAACAUCAACAAUAGAUGAUAUGAAUCAAAAUCUAGAAUCUUCGAUCGAUUAUCAAUGUACACGUGAACUUGUUACUGAUAAACAACUUAAUCAUUUUCGACAAUCUAUACUCAAACGAACAGAAAACUUCGUUGAUAAAAAAGAUCGUUGGCUUGCAAUUCAUCAAUUAUUAUAUCAUGCUUAUCAAAAUAAUUUACCUCUACCAUAUAUCUAUGCAACUUAUGAUACAAUGCGUCAACAAAAUUAUGAAUUUCGUGCACAUUAUAUACGUCCAAUAUUAGCUAAACUUCCACGUAUAUAUAUGAAUAAUUCAAAAGAAAUCACUAAUCAAACUCAUAAACUUCUUAAUUAUUUACAAGAAAAUUUUUCAAUUAAAUAUGAUAAUGAAAUUAUUGAUAUAUUAAUUGGACAUCUUUUUGAUCAAUGCCAUCUUAAACCAUUAGAUAUUGCUUUAUUAUUUAAAAAUGUUAAAAUAAAUUUAAAUCAUUAUUGGUCAAAUCUUUAUCUAUCGUCAUUAAAACGAAUAAAUAUUGAACUAUUAAAUUCUUUACAAAAAUUUAUUAAUACAAAUAAAACUAUACGUUUUGAAUAUACAUCAAUUAUACGUGAACAAACAAUUCAAGCAAUGCAAUCAUUAAUUAAUCAAUUAAGUAUUGAUUAUAAUACAACAAAUUCUGAUGAAAUAUUUAAUCAUUUAAAAAUCAUUAUUAAUUUUCUUGAUGUUAUUAAUAAACGUUUUGUUAAAAAUCCAAAUGAUAUUAUUGCAUUAAAUGAUUGUGUUAUAAUUAAUAUUAUGGAUUGGUUUCUAGACAAAGAACAAAAACAAAGUGUUGAUUUAUUAAAGAAAGUUUUAAAUCUUUUUAAACAACAUUCACAAACAAUUAUAUUAACGAAUGAAACAAAAGAAAAAAUUUAUAAACAAUUAGGUAUAACAUCAGUACAUGAAGUAAAUGAUCAAUUAAUCAAAUCUUUCAAACAAGAUCAAGGAACUGGUACUUCAACUCAAUCAUCUUCUUUAUUGAAUGAUCCGUUAUCAUUCGAUGAUAGUAGUGAUGUUUAUAUAAAAACAACAAAAACUCUACGAAAUUUUACAAUAGACGAAUUAGAAGAUCAUUUAGUCGAAUUAAAACGUAAAAAUAUGAAUAUAAGUGGAAUAAUAAGUAAAUUAUUAACAAAAUAUUGUACGGAAUGUUUGGAUAGUGAACGUACAACGGCAACACCAGUUCAAGAAUCUUAUAAAAAACGUGUAGCUGAAUUAGAAACAAUUUAUUUUGAUAAAAAACAAACAUCAGGUUUUCCAUCAUUAGGUGUUAUUGCUAUAUUAAUUGAUUAUUAUUCAAGAGUUGAACUUAAUCUUGAUAAAGUUCUAUUCUAUAUAAAUUUAUCAAAUGAAAUUGAUCGUAAAUUUAAAUUAGAUCCACAUAAAUGUGUUAGUGUUAUACGUUUACUUAUACGUAAAAAUUCAUUUGAUAAAGCAAUUGAAUUAAUAGAUUCAUUAGGACAAUAUGAUGUUGUACCAAAUUAUAUGUAUCGUCGUAUACGAGAUUUAUUAUUAGAUGCAUAUAUAUUACUUAAUUUUGACCAAUUCCAAAAUCUUGUUAAUAAAUUAUUAAAAAAUAAUUAUGUUGAUCCAUCAUCAACUGUCCUUUCAUUAAUUGUACGUAAAUCCUAUCAAGAUAAUGGACCCUUACAAGCAUUUGAAACAAUAAAAAAUAUUCUUGUACAAUGGAAUAAUCUUGUUGGAAUGUUUCCAAUUAUAAGAAAAUUACUUCGAGAUGAUUGUACAGAAGAACUUAAACAAGUAUUGAUUAAAAUUGGUAAAAUUCGUUCUCGUACAUAUGCAUAUGAACAAUUAGCAUUUGCUUUAAUUCAUGAACGUCGUUUGUCCGAAGCAGUUAAAGUUUGUCAACAUAUAAGUCGUGCAACAUUCGAAGAACAUUGUCAAAGAUAUGUUCGUGAAUUAUUCUUUAUUCCAACUGAUAUACAAAAUAAUGAUGAUGAAACUAUAUCUUCAAAUAAUCUCAUAACAAAUGAUAUUUAUGAAAGUAAUCAUGUAUUUGAUACGAAUACAAUAUCACUUGUUAAUUUUAUUGAUUAUAUUGAACAAUAUCCAUCAAUAACUCGACAUUUAUCAAUUGAUACAUUAUUUUAUAGUUUAUUUAAAGCCUAUGAAAAAAUCAAUCGAUUAGAUGAAUUUACAAAACUGAUGCGUAAUUAUUCAUCGAAAUAUAUUCGACAUCUUUCAUCCAAAACAAAAGAUGCAUUUAGUCAAGCUGGUAUAACAUUACAAAUCAAAUCAUUAUCAUCACCUAAACAAUCAAUAAAACAUAAUCAUAAACAUGAGAGUUUUUUACAUGAUCAUGAUUAUGAAGAUGAUUCUCAUUCACAACAAAAUUCUUUCUAA